Molecule: messenger RNA, 1119 nt
Organism: Penicillium macrosclerotiorum
Lineage: Eukaryota; Fungi; Ascomycota; Eurotiomycetes; Eurotiales; Aspergillaceae
Gene: ppm1
Product: protein C-terminal leucine carboxyl O-methyltransferase ppm1
Exons: 2
Coding region: 1-1119 (372 amino acids)
Biological process (GO): C-terminal protein methylation
Molecular function (GO): protein C-terminal leucine carboxyl O-methyltransferase activity
Source: RefSeq, a predicted model, not a curated record
AUGGCCGCGCCACAAAUCCCCAAUCUCAAUCUUCUCCGACGAGGCCGAGGACGCGGCCGUGGAGGAAGUCGAACUGUUGAAGAUGGUCACAGCAACCGUCCUUCUGGAAAGGAUCGCAUUGUUCAGGGCACCGACAGUGAUGCCAGCGUCUCUCGUCUGAGCGCUGUCGAGCUCGGAUAUCUGGUUGACCCGUAUGCGACAGCAUUGACACCCCCUGGCACGUAUGUUCGCACCACUGCAAUCGACGAGCUUGUCACGCGCUUCCUCGGUCCUUAUUCACCCGAAACCUCGAGCAAGAAACAGAUUAUUUCGCUAGGUGCCGGCUCAGAUACACGCGUCUUCCGGAUUUUUUCAUCUCGCCCGUCUUCUGACCUUGUCUACCAUGAACUCGACUUCGCCGUCAACACCGGGGCAAAGAUUCGGGCCAUUCGGUCAACACCACAUCUGCAAAAAGCGCUGGGGAUUGACCCCUCGAGCAAGGAGAUAUCUGUUUCGGAAACAGGCGAUGCGCUGCACACGCCCUCAUACCACAUCCAUCCACUAGACUUGCGGUCUCUCUCGUCGGAUUCAUCUCCUGCCGCGAUACUACCCGGUGUGGACACAAGCCUGCCGACAUUGCUGAUUUCAGAAUGCUGCCUGGUUUAUCUUUCUCCUACCGAGGCGGCUCAAGUGGUCACCUUCUUUACUGAACAUGUUUUCAGCCAGACUCCUUCAUCUAGCCCCGGCCAGACCGGACAUGCGAUCCCUCCUCUUGGCUUAGUUUUAUAUGAACCUAUUCGGCCUGAUGAUCCCUUCGGUCGGACAAUGGUUUCCAACCUCGCAGCGCGCGGGAUCCAGCUUCAGACACUGAAUAAGUUCUCUUCUUUGGAGGCACAGCGGGCGCGUUUGCACUCCCAUGGCUUUAGAAGCGGCCAGGCUGCUGCGGAUAUUGAUUUCAUUUGGGAGCGUUGGGUCAAUGAGGAGGAGAAGGAGCGGGUCGCUAGCCUCGAGUUCCUGGAUGAAAUGGAAGAGUGGCAGCUGCUUGCGCGACAUUAUUGCAUUGCUUGGGGUUGGAGAGACAGAGAUGACGCUUCGAUCUUCAACAGCUGGAAGACGCUUCAGGCUCAGCCAGGCCCAUGA